Messenger RNA from Oncorhynchus nerka (sockeye salmon), 1445 nucleotides. Its product is annotated as MAP7 domain-containing protein 1-like. Gene Ontology annotation, biological process: microtubule cytoskeleton organization. The record is from RefSeq and is a predicted model, not a curated record. Bases 96 to 1445 code for a protein of 449 amino acids. The transcript has 6 exons. NCBI's taxonomy places the organism in Eukaryota, Metazoa, Chordata, Actinopteri, Salmoniformes, Salmonidae. Gene Ontology annotation, cellular component: microtubule cytoskeleton.
UUCAUCUGUUAUCCUGCAGCAGUACCCCAAAACCCCAAAACCGACCUCCAUCACCUGUGGCCCCCAAAAGCAAACUGUUGUCCCCCUGCCCUCCAAUGGCUCCCAAGACCCCCUCCACGGGCAAGAAGAUCCCCACAGGCACCAAGACCCGCCCCAAAAGAGCCCAGACCCCUGUCAGGGUACAGCUUCAGCCGGUCUCUGUGGAAACUAACAACAAGCCCCAUCAGCCAGACACUCCUAAGGAGACAAAGAGCUCCAGUAAUGUUCCUGCUAUAAUGGUGUCUUCGGCGCCGGCGACACAAACAUCUCUUAGUGCACCAGUCACAGUGGCCGCCUCUACCCAAUCCUCAAACCUACAGCUGACUGCCUCUGCUGCCUCAACUCCCACAACUGCCUCCUCUGCUGCCUCAUCUACUGCUGCCACUCUGGCUUCCAGGCCCUCAGCCGGCACCAACGACCCAGAGGAAGCAGCUCGAGUGCUGGCUGAGAAACGCAGACAGGCCCGGGAGCAACGGGAGAGAGAGGAGCAGGAGCGCCUGGAGCAAGAGAAGAGGAAACGGGGUCCUGACCUGACCUCGUCUUUCCUGCCUGUUUUCUUCAUGUCUGUGAUGCACUUAGACUCUCAUCACUGCUCCCGUUCAGCCUCCGCCAGCCCCCUGGACGCCUGCUCCCACCACCACCCUCACCGGGACUCCUCCGAACGCUGGAGGGGAGGAGUGUCCGCCAGCACUCCCGACAUCACACAGCGCCAACGCCGACGGAACUCAACGCUGUUGGAUAAGAAGAAGAAAGAGAAGAAAGACAAGGAGAGGGAGAAUGAAAAAGAGAAAGUUCUGAAGAAGUUACCAAUACCGACCAGAUCCAGGCCGGAGUUCAGCAGUACCCCAAAACCCCAAAACCGACCUCCAUCACCUGUGGCCCCCAAAAGCAAACUGUUUGUCCCCCUGCCCUCCAAUGGCUCCCAAGACCCCUCCACGGGCAAGAAGAUCCCCACAGGCACCAAGACCCGCCCCAAAAGAGCCCAGACCCCUGUCAGGGUACAGCUUCAGCCGGUCUCUGUGGAAACUAACAACAAGCCCCAUCAGCCAGACACUCCUAAGGAGACAAAGAGCUCCAGUAAUGUUCCUGCUAUAAUGGUGUCUUCGGCGCGCGGCAGGCCACAAACAUCUCUCGUGCACCAGUCACAGUGGCUGCCUCUACUCAAUCUCAAACCCACAGCUGACUGCCUCGCUGCCUCAACUCCCACAACUGCCUCCUCUGCUGCCUCAUCUACUGCUGCCAUCUGGCUUCCCAGGCCCUCAGCCGGCACCAACGACCCAGAGGAAGCAGCUCGAGUGCUGGCUGAGAAGCGCGAGACAGGCCCGGGAGCAACGGGAGAGAGAGGAGCAGGAGCGCCUGGAGCAAGAGAAGAGGGAACGGUCCAGUCAGACUCUGGCUGGAAUUGA